Chrysemys picta bellii (western painted turtle) is the source of this 1425-nucleotide messenger RNA. NCBI's taxonomy places the organism in Eukaryota, Metazoa, Chordata, Testudines, Emydidae. The record is from RefSeq and is a predicted model, not a curated record.
ACAGGAGUGAGUGGGUGAGAUUCUGUGGGCUGCGUUGUGCAGGAGGUCAGACUAGAUAAUCAUAAUGGUCCCUUCUGACCUUAAAGUCUAUGUGUAUAUAUCUAAACUCCUAUAUAUACCUACUUUUACAAGGACAAGAAAGUACUCAGACCUCCUAUGAGAUUAAUUCCCAAAGUAGUUUGGUUUAAGUGGAAAUUAAUUAGCUUAUCCGCAUUCUUCCCAAAAUCACACUCUGCACAAGGGAAGAAGCUACCCACUUCGGAUGCAUCCACAGCUCUGACUGACACUGCUACUUAGAAAAGAUUGUGAGCUCAGGUGCAUGAGGUAUCCACAUUGACUACAACAUCUCAAACCACAGUUAUUGUAGGAUAAGUAACCAUUCUGUUCUCCAUUUCUGAUAUCUUCAGAUCAAGACUGGAUGCCUUUAGUCAAACACAUGCUAUUGGGCUCAACAUUAAUAACUAGGUGAAACUUAAUAGGCUGUGGUAUACAGGUCAGACUAAAUCUGUGGUUUUCAAUCUUUUUUCAUUUUCAGACCCUUAAAAAAAUUUCAAGUGGAGGAGCACACCUCUUUGGAAAUCUUAGAUAAAGCCUGUGGACUCCUAGGGGUGUGCAGACCACAGGUUGAAAACCACUGGGCUAGAUGAUCUAAUUGUUCCUUCUGCCCUUAAAUUCUAUGAAUCCUAUACAUUCAGUUAAACUGAUUUUAUAAGAUUGCACCCGUUAGAGCAACUUGCUUAGUAUAUGCUCCUUCACUCUGAAGCUGAAGACAAUCUUUGUUUUCCCCAGAACAGAGCGUCAGUAUCGAGACCUUUCUCAUUGUCUCACUUUGCUUCCUCUCUCUGAACGAGGCCUCCGCAAGAUGCAAGAUAAUUUUGAUUGUUUUGCUGACAAGCUCCAUGACCUGGCUGUCUAUAACUGUUUCCUAGCUGCACUGGGCCGACUCCGCAGGUCGGUCACCCGACCAGAGACCAAGGCUCUGAUUGAAGAGAUGGAGCAGAAACUCCAUGCCUGCCACAACCAUGGUAUGGAUUCCACAGAGGUUCCCAAGGAGCCUCUAUGCCAGGAGGGAGGCAAGACUCCCCUGCUAGAACCAGGAAAGAAGAGACAAGUAGCUGGCUCCUGCCGCCGCCCCAUGAGCAUAGCCAACAGAGAUGCAGACCCUUCUUUCAUCACACCUCAAUCCCGUGUGUCCAGGUGUUGCCGGGGUGCCGCACUGCGCCAUUCCUCUCAGAAACCUGCCAUCACCUUCUCUAGUGAUGAGGAGAACUGCCCUGAGGAUGAACUCUGUGCCGAAUUGACAGAGGAUGAAACACCAAGCAAGGUGACUCCCAUUUCCCGAGCUUCUGCUUGCCGUGCUCUGUGACAAAAUAUCUCACAGAUGUGUCUCAGUUAUUAAUAAGAAAUAAAACUGGUUUUAUUUUC